Messenger RNA from Nylanderia fulva, 2205 nucleotides. Its product is annotated as arylsulfatase B. Gene Ontology annotation, molecular function: sulfuric ester hydrolase activity. The record is from RefSeq and is a predicted model, not a curated record. NCBI's taxonomy places the organism in Eukaryota, Metazoa, Arthropoda, Insecta, Hymenoptera, Formicidae.
CCAUUCAUGACGUGCUCUUUCGUAGGUGGGUUAUAUAUAAACCUGUUUAUGUCUUCUUCUUGCUCUUUUGCAUCUUGUAAGACAUCGUAGAUAUACAUAUCAUUAUACAUGUGCAUAUAAUUAUUAUACUUUUUUUUUCGUUGCACAUGAAUUUAUGCUACUGAGUGACGCAAAGUGAAAAGAAGUACGUGAAAGUUUAUUUUGUCUCAGUACGCGUAUAUUUUCAAAUAUUUGAGAAACUUCUAAAUCAUCUUAAAGAUGAUGUGUUCAACGACAAUUCGAUACGGUAUAUUUGUUUUAUGCUUUGUUGUAUUGUUUGCCACUACACUGGGCUUAUACGAAACUGCACCGCACAUAAUAGUCGUCAUGGCUGAUGAUUUGGGAUGGAAUGACGUCAGUUUUCACGGUUCGGAUCAGAUACCGACUCCGAAUAUAGAUGCUUUGGGAUAUAAUGGAAUUAUAUUAAAUAGGCAUUAUGUCUUACCAUCCAGCACACCUUCUAGAACUGCCUUUUUUACUGGACAGUAUCCGAUACGUUUGGGUAUGCAGGGAGAAGGUAUACAGGGUGGUGAACCUAGAGGGAUUCCUCUCAAUGUGAGAUUAUUACCAGAAUAUUUACGAGGUUUAGGAUACACGACAAAACUUAUCGGAAAGUGGCAUUUGGGAUACUACACACUUCAACAUACCCCUUUACAUAGAGGUUUCGAUUCCUUCCUUGGCUUUUAUAAUAGUCAUGUUUCGUACUAUGACUAUAAGUACUCGUUUCAGAACAUGAGCGGAUACGAUAUGCAUCGUGGCGAUGCUCCAGCUUAUGGAUCAAGUGAUAAAUACGUGACUGACCUUUUCACCGACGAAGCGAUCAGAAUCAUUCAGUAUCACGAGUCAUCUCGACCGCUCUAUCUUCAAAUCUCGCAUCUCGCUGUUCACGCGCCUGUCGAAAGUCCACACGAUUACAACAACUACGAUAGACAGUUCAUACAUAUUCGAGAAAUAAAUCGCCGCAACUAUGCUAGAACGGUAUCGCGAUUAGAUAAUUCCGUUGGUCGUAUCGUUCAAGCCUUAGGUAGCAGAGGAAUGUUAAAGGAUUCGUUGAUCCUCUUUCUAACUGACAACGGUGCAGCAUCCAUUGGCAAAUUCCGCAAUUAUGGUUCUAAUUAUCCCUUACGAGGUAUGAAAUAUACGCUGUAUGAAGGAGGUGUGAGAGGAAUCGCCGUAUUGUGGUCACCAAGAUUGCAUAAGACAGCACGUGUAUGCGACGAUCUGAUGCAUGUAACCGACUGGUUGCCCACUCUGUAUUCUAUCGCUGGUGGUAAUGUGAAAGAUUUAGGAGAGAUCGAUGGAGUCAAUCAGUGGUGCAUGUUGAAUGGCAGUUUGCCGAGUGCCAGGGACAAAAUAUUACUUAACAUCGACGAGAUCUCCAAGACUGAAGGCGCCAUAUACAAGCAAUUCAAGCUCGUUCGGGGAUCAAUUGAGGGCGGACACUAUGAUGGACAUUAUAGUCACGAUAUUAACUCUAAUAAUUUCGAAAGAUUCUCGCCUUAUGAACCCAGAAAAAGCAUACAAGAGGAUACGCCGUAUAUAUAUACUGACAUUGUUUUGAAAAGCGUGGUGUCGGAAAGCAUCGCUCGUCAUCUGGGUGAUCCGGUCACUCAACCUAGUACAAUGAUUCAGUUACGGAGCGAAGCAACUGUUAAUUGUAAACCUAAUAAAAACUACAGUUUCCUUACAUGCAACGUCACCGAGUGUCUCUUCGAUAUCAAUAAUGAUCCCUGCGAAAUGAAGAAUAUCGCCGAGCAAUAUUCAAGGAUCUCUCGGGAACUGGACCAAUUUUUGGAACAGUAUGGGCGUAUCAUUAAGAGACAAAUCAAAAUACCAAUAGACUGGCAGGCAGAUCCAAGAAGAACAAACAAUACGUGGGAACCGUGGCUAAUAUCGAAUAGUGAACAUGAAAUGAUGAUUCUGAACAAUUCAGCGGCUCAAUUGGCCAAUUUGAUGUAUUGUGUUCACAUCGCGAUUAUUCUCGUAACAAUCACGUGCAAUAGUUUUAUUUAAACAAGUGUACGCAAAACAUACACGCGAUCAUCUAUUUAUCGCGAUAUUAUUUAUUUGAUUAGUUGAUCAAUUUACGCGGAAUCAAUUUAUCGAUUUGAUGUAAUAGAACUUUCUGUAUUUUAGUGUAAUAAUAGUUUCUCUUUUCCUUCAUAA